Messenger RNA from Neltuma alba, 1659 nucleotides. RefSeq names its product neurofilament heavy polypeptide-like. The record is from RefSeq and is a predicted model, not a curated record. NCBI's taxonomy places the organism in Eukaryota, Viridiplantae, Streptophyta, Magnoliopsida, Fabales, Fabaceae. The transcript is spliced from 2 exons. The coding region runs from base 1 to 1659 and encodes 552 amino acids.
AUGUCUUCCGCCCAAAAUUCCAAUGCCCAACAACCAAUAUCAUAUGAAUUUUUCACCCCACAUAUGGAAGACAUGGAAACUGCAGAUGCUCAUCUUCGUCUUGUUCAUACUCCUGGUUUUAAAAAACAAGAAGUUGGUGCAAACUAUGAAGCAUUCUACGGGAGAAUCAGAGUUUUUGGUGAACGAGCAAUUGCAGAUAAUAAGCGGCAACGUUUCAGUGUAGAGUUUACAAUUCCAAAAAAUUGUGAUGCUGGUGAGCUUAAGGGACAGUUUGAAGAAGGGGAAAAAGCAAAAAUUACCAUUAGAAUGCCAAAGAAGCCUAUUCCAGAACCAGCUCAAGAACAAGAAACAACCAAACAGGAAUCUACUACUCCUGAAGUUGAACCAGAAGCAAGCAAGAGAGAGAAAGGUGUUUCUGAGGAAAAACCCAAAUCAGAAAUGGAGAGUGAAAGAGAAUUUGAUGAGAAAAAAGAUGAAAGACCACCAACCCCACCAGAAGAAGUCACUCAUGAAGAAUCUCGUAAAAUGCCUCAAGAGGAUGAUCAAAAGCCUCAUGGGGAUGAGAUGAAAGAGAGUACAAGAGAAGAUUAUUCAUCAAUGACAGAGAAAGACAAAGAAGAAUCUAGAAUCCUCCAGGAGGAUCAAGAGGGAAAGGGAAUUCCUCAAGAAGGUACAACAGAAGGUGUUUCUGAGGAAAAACCCAAAUCAGAGAUGGAGAGUGAAAGAGAAUCUGAUGAGAAAAAAGAUGAAAGACCACCAACCCCACCAGAAGAAGUCACUCAUGAAGAAUCUCGUAAAAUGCCUCAAGAGGAUGAUCAAAAGCCUCAUAGGGAUGAGAUGAAAGAGAGUAUAAGAGAAGAUUCUUCAUCAAUCACAGAGAAAGACAAAGAAGAAUCUAGAAUCCUCCAGGAGGAUCAAGAGGGAAAGGGAAUUCCUCAAGAAGGUACAACAGAAGGUGUUUCUGAGGAAAAACCCAAAUCAGAGAUGGAGAGUGAAAGAGAAUCUGAUGAGAAAAAAGAUGAAACACCACCAACCCCACCAGAAGAAGUCACUCAUGAAGAAUCUCAUAAAAUGCCUCAAGAGGAUGAUCAAAAGCCUCAUGGGGAUGAGAUGAAAGAGAGUACAAGAGAAGAUUCUUCAUCAAUCACAGAGAAAGACAAAGAAAAAUCUAGAAUCCUCCAGGAGGAUCAAGAGGGAAAGGGAAUUCCUCAAGAAGGUACAACAGAAGGUGUUUCUGAGGAAAAACCCAAAUCAGAGAUGGAGAGUGAAAGAGAAUCUGAUGAGAAAAAAGAUGAAACAUCACCAACCCCACCAGAAGAAGUCACUCAUGAAGAAUCUCGUAAAAUGCCUCAAGAGGAUGAUCAAAAGCCUCAUGGGGAUGAGAUGAAAGAGAGUACAAGAGAAGAUUCUUCAUCAAUCAUAGAGAAAGACAAAGAAGAAUUUAGAAUCCUCCAGGAGGAUCAAGAAGGAAAGGGAAUUCCUCAAGAAGGUACAACAGAAGGUGUUUCUGAGGAAAAACCCAAAUCAGAGAUGGAGAGUGAAAGAGAAUCUGAUGAGAAAAAAGAUGAAACACCACCAACCCCACCAAAGAAGUCACUCAUGAAGAAUCUCGUAAAAUGCCUCAAGAGGAUGAUCAAAAGCCUUAUAGGGAUGAGAUGA